Molecule: messenger RNA, 953 nt
Organism: Megalops cyprinoides (Indo-Pacific tarpon)
Lineage: Eukaryota; Metazoa; Chordata; Actinopteri; Elopiformes; Megalopidae
Gene: hoxc9a
Product: homeobox C9a
Exons: 2
Coding region: 58-843 (261 amino acids)
Biological process (GO): anterior/posterior pattern specification; regulation of transcription by RNA polymerase II; proximal/distal pattern formation
Cellular component (GO): nucleus
Molecular function (GO): DNA-binding transcription factor activity, RNA polymerase II-specific; RNA polymerase II cis-regulatory region sequence-specific DNA binding
Source: RefSeq, a predicted model, not a curated record
GUACACAUACACUCCAUAUAAUAAUCGGAUGCAUGUAAAAGAGAGGGGAACUUCGUCAUGUCGACCACUGGUCCCAUAAGUAAUUACUAUGUGGAUUCCUUGAUAAACCAUGAAAGUGAGGAGGUUCUGGCGACUCGAUUCUCGACUCCCGGAUCGCUUCCCCCUGGCUCCCGUUCGACGCCCCUAGUACCGGAGUGUGCCGAUUUUCCCAGCUGCAGCUUUGCCCCGAAACCUCCCGUCUUUACCAACUCUUGGGCCCCGGUGCAUUCUCAGUCCUCUGUGGUCUACCACCCGUACACUCACCAACCCCAUUUAGCAACGGACUCCAGGUAUGUGCGCUCCUGGCUGGAGCCUAUUUCUGCCGCCGUGCCCUUCCCCAGCUAUCCGGCAAACAGCAGACACUACGGGCUGAAACCCGAUGCCUUCCAGGAGCGCAGAGCCGGUGACUGCCUGGGCUCCAGCGGACGCAGCUAUACGGAUUAUCUCUACGGCUCCUCCGCUGACAUCCGAGAUAAGACGCCACAGAACAUCCCUUCUCCGGAGUCUGAGAUUUUGGCUUCCGGAAAGCACAAAGACGACAAGCCAGAAUUAGACCCGAAUAACCCAGUGGCGAACUGGAUCCACGCGCGCUCCACAAGGAAGAAGCGAUGCCCUUACACCAAAUACCAGACACUUGAACUGGAAAAGGAGUUUCUUUUUAACAUGUACCUGACCAGGGACCGUCGAUACGAGGUUGCCCGGGUGCUAAAUCUAACGGAGCGGCAGGUUAAAAUCUGGUUCCAGAACCGACGGAUGAAGAUGAAGAAAAUGAAUAAAGAAAAGACCGACAGCAAAGAACAAUAACAAGCAAAUGAGCUGUACAUACUGCAAGGACAACACACAACAGUCAACCCCCAUCCCCCAACAGCAAAUAUUAACAAAUAUUGCAAGGAGCUAUCUCCACGUUUUAUUUC